UCGAGUUUCCUGUAUCUAUCACACAUAGAAACCAUGCCCGUCCUCCGUCGGCAUUAUUCUGGCCUGCGGCACCGCACGCAUGAAACAUGGGGCAAGCUACCCUGGUAGGGAGACGCUGGCGACUCCAUUGCCCGCGACUUUCAACACCACUGAGAUGAUCGUGGAGACCCCAAGGGCCCUUCCCAUACCUACAACACAUACUGGACACUGGCGACAAUGCGUCGCCCUGGUCCCUCCGUCCCUCCGUCCGAGAGGCUCCACCUCGACGCGUCCUCUUCUAACUCGCUGCCCUGGCCGUUGUCUUCCCCUCGCUAGCCCUGACCGUCAAACUGACGAGAGGUUGAGGGGCAUUGACGUACCAAGACCAUGUCAAGCUUCGAUCGUGUCGUCUUGUCAGUCAGCUUUCGCUCCACUAAUAAUAAAGGCUUCACUCAGACCCAGGCAAGCCCGCACUGACAAUGCGGUGUGUUGCAACGCGAUCGUCUUCGGGAAAUUAAAGCCACCCAGAGUGGCCUGCGACCAUCCUAAAAGCGUCCCACAGAUCUCUCCCAGCAGCUGCCCUAGUCGUUGCGGCUUCCGGACGGGCUAGUCCCAAAUACACUUGGCACCACCAAGGCCAGUAGGGGGCACGACACUGGGUUUUUACCUGCGGCACUGCUUGGCGACAAGCUGAACUGACUGACGGUGGCUUGCUACGACGGCCA
Messenger RNA from Ilyonectria robusta, 704 nucleotides. RefSeq lists its product as uncharacterized. The coding region runs from base 80 to 589 and encodes 169 amino acids. NCBI's taxonomy places the organism in Eukaryota, Fungi, Ascomycota, Sordariomycetes, Hypocreales, Nectriaceae. The record is from RefSeq and is a predicted model, not a curated record. The transcript has a single exon.